UACCACGCAAACGUCUCGUGCGCGCGACUCCACUUGCGCCGCGCACACUCUACCGCUGCUGUGUUAACACAUCGUUCUGGCUAGAUUGCGGCAAUCAAUCACUGGGGGGAACUCCACGCCGCGCCACCGCAUCCCGUCUUGCGUUCUUCGCCUCAAGGCACACGAGUUCCGUUGAUCCACGGCGCGCUCGCCGUAAUCGGGACGGGACUCCAAAAUUAUGCAAAUUCAUUUGUUUUAAUACCUUCGACGCGCCGCCAUCGGCGAGAUCAGCGUGACGUAACGGGGUUCGUGCUUACCUGAACGAUGUACGGAAUCACUUCUGGAACUACCGAGUUCAAGUGAACAACUAAAAAUAGUUCAAGUUAUGGCGCGCGGGAAGCUUAUCAGCGUCGUUGUGGUACUUAUCGGGAAUAGUUGCACGGGUCAGUGUUCCGAGAAGCAUGGCCCUGGGAAAUCCCGGACUUAUCGCGUAUAAAUCGUACGCCGGGGCGAUUGGAAGGUGCUAAUCGAUGCGCGGAAGGUUAUCCGGGAAGGUUGCACCGAUCGGCUAUCGGUCAGUAGCAGUGUCUUAUCGGAACUAACCUACUCCGAUACCGGACACUUGAUCCGGAUGUACGAUAACUGAGACGGUCGAAGAACUGGUAUAAAUAGUUGGAUCAAUCCCUUUCGAAGGUAUAGUUUGGCAGCUCCUCCAAGUGUGACAACAACCAACGAUGAAGCUGUUCCUUCUGCUGGCAACCUGCGCCGUGGCCGCAACGGCCUACCCGGGAACUCCGCAGCGACCCCGCCCCUGGUGGAACUCGUUGGAAGCUACCGAAGGGCGCAUCGUGGGCGGAUUCGAAGUGGACAUCAAGGACGUCCCGUACCAGGUGUCGCUGCGCUCGUUCGGAAGUCACAUCUGCGGCGGUUCCAUCAUCAGCAAGCGCUGGAUCUUGACGGCGGCGCACUGUGCCUCCAGUGCGGACAGGCCAAAGGAAACCAUUCGGGUCGGAUCCUCGGAGAAGGGCUCCGGCGGACAGAUCCUGAAGCUGAAGCGGAUCGUGCAGCACCCGCAGUACGACGGAAGCAUCAUCGACUACGACUUCUCGCUGCUGGAACUCGCCGAGGAGCUGGAGCUGGACGACAGUCACACCACGAUCGCGCUGCCCGAGCAGGACGAGCCCGUUACGGAUGGGGCUAUCUGCCGAGUGUCCGGGUGGGGCAAUACGCAGAGUUCGGCACAGUCGAACAAGUUCCUGAGGGCCACCGACGUGCCGUCGGUGAACCAGGACAAGUGUUCGGAGGCGUACUCGGACUUUGGCGGUGUUACGCCGCGGAUGAUCUGCGCUGGGUACCAGGAGGGAGGCAAGGACGCCUGCCAGGGUGACUCCGGUGGUCCGCUGGUGUCCGGGGGAAAGCUUGUUGGAGUUGUGUCCUGGGGAUACGGCUGCGCCGUUGCCGGAUAUCCGGGCGUCUACUCGCGGGUUGCUUCGGUCCGCGACUGGAUCAAGGAGGUCAGCGAUGUGUAGAGAUCUGAUUACAAUAAAGUGCUCAAAAUAA
Messenger RNA from Culex quinquefasciatus (southern house mosquito), 1539 nucleotides. Its product is annotated as trypsin-1. The record is from RefSeq and is a predicted model, not a curated record. Gene Ontology annotation, biological process: proteolysis. The coding region runs from base 714 to 1508 and encodes 264 amino acids. Gene Ontology annotation, molecular function: serine-type endopeptidase activity. The transcript is spliced from 2 exons. NCBI's taxonomy places the organism in Eukaryota, Metazoa, Arthropoda, Insecta, Diptera, Culicidae.